AUGAAGUUAUUAAUUCUGAUAAGUGUUCUAGCGUGUGCGUUUGCGGAAAUUAGUGAUUAUCAUGAAAAAAUUGGGAUUCCCUUGGCAAUUCGCCUGAAGAAAUUGGAGCUGGCGAGAGACUUUGAUGGAUCAAGGAUUUUUGGAGGACAUGAGGCACCUUUGGGAGCUUAUCCUCAUAUGGCUGGGCUUGUAAUACCUUUGAGCAUUAACUUCGACUCUGUAUGCGGGGCAGCCCUGAUCAGUAGCACCCGCGUCUUGACUGCAGCGCAUUGCAUGGUCAGCGAUGCUCGCAACAUCACUGUGGUCCUCGGAUCUCGAACGGUAUACUACGGAGGUGUACGAGUUAAAGCAACAGAGGCAGUUAAUCAUCCAGAAUGGGACAUAUAUAAGGGCCUCGCAAAUGACAUCGCAGUUAUGUUCAUACCUCCUGUUACGUUUACCGAUAUCAUCCAGCCCAUUAACCUUUACACGGGAAAUAGUGAUCUAUCUGGUGUCUGGGCUUCAAUCUCUGGAUACGGAAUAACAGGCUCCAGCCAAACAUUAACUCCUGAUCAGACCCUUAAGCAUAUGCAAACGCAAGUUAUAUCUAACGAGGAGUGCCAAAAGAGUUCAAGAAUUCCAAUAUUGGAAUCUAACAUUUGUACGAGAAGUGGUGACAACAAUGAUAAUGUUUGCAGUAGCGACUCUGGGGGCCCCCUGUCCCUUGGAAGCGGCCGUAAUGGAUUCUUGAUUGGAGUUGUAUCUUUUGGGGCAGGCAAUUGUGAGCUUGGUCUGCCAUCAGCGUUCGCUAAAGUUUCCUACUACGCUCCAUGGAUUAUCUCACUCAUGUAA
Messenger RNA from Pieris macdunnoughi, 831 nucleotides. The record is from the annotation of a GenBank genome assembly. NCBI's taxonomy places the organism in Eukaryota, Metazoa, Arthropoda, Insecta, Lepidoptera, Pieridae.